AAGAGCAGAGAGAAGCGGACCAAGUGGCGGCGCUCCGGCUCAGACUGACCCACAGAGAAGCGGUGCUGGCACUCUGCUGAUUUACUCCUAUAAACAGUAGAAAUACAGGGUUUAUAAUGCCGGAUUUAAGCGUGGAGAGGGUGGUGGUGCACCCGCUGGUGCUGCUGAGCGUUGUGGAUCACUUUAACAGAAUUGGAAAAGUUGGAAGCCAGAAGCGAGUGGUUGGUGUUCUUCUGGGCUCUUGGCAGAAGAAAGUUCUUGAUGUGUCCAACAGCUUUGCAGUGCCUUUUGAUGAAGAUGAUAAAGAUGACUCUGUAUGGUUCCUGGACCAUGACUACCUGGAGAAUAUGUAUGGAAUGUUCAAGAAAGUCAAUGCCAGGGAAAGAAUAGUUGGCUGGUACCACACAGGGCCCAAACUCCACAAGAACGAUAUUGCCAUCAAUGAGCUUAUGAAGCAAUACUGUUCAAACUCGGUCCUAGUCAUUAUUGACGUGAAACCAAAAGACCUAGGACUGCCAACUGAAGCCUAUAUUUCUGUGGAGGAAGUUCACGACGAUGGAACUCCCACAUCUAAAACAUUCGAGCAUGUUACCAGUGAGAUUGGGGCUGAGGAGGCAGAGGAAGUUGGUGUCGAGCAUUUGCUUCGGGAUAUCAAGGACACGACUGUGGGCACCUUGUCUCAGCGCAUCACCAAUCAGGUGCACGGUCUCAAAGGCCUCAACUCCAAGUUGUUAGACAUCAAGAGCUACCUGGAGAAGGUCGCCACAGGCAAGCUGCCCAUCAACCACCAGAUCAUCUACCAGCUGCAGGACGUCUUCAAUCUGUUACCGGAUGUAAAUCUGCAGGAGUUCAUCAAGGCCUUCUACCUCAAGACCAACGACCAGAUGCUGGUGGUGUACCUGGCCUCGCUCAUCCGCUCUGUGGUGGCUCUUCACAAUCUCAUCAAUAACAAAAUCGCCAACCGCGACGCUGAGAAGAAGGAGGGGCAGGAGAAAGACGACAGCAAGAAGGAGAAGAAGGAAGACAAGGAUAAAGAUAAAGACAAGGACAAGGAGAAGGACAAGGGUGACGCAUCGGCGAAGAAAGAAGACAAAAAGGAAAAGAAAUGAACUCUAAAUCCUGACAAGGACUGAUGCAGUCUUGGCUAAACCGAGGGCUUAGUCUGCGUCUCUUUUUGAUAUACAGGACUUCUCAUUAUGUGUUCGAGUCUAAAAACAAGAGCGGCAAGGGGUUUGUUCAGUUUACAGGAUUUUUUUUUCUGUCUUUACUCGAGUCCUGAACUGAUACCUGUACUGCUUUGUUUGCAUCCAUAUUGUACCACUGUUCUGUGACCAGGGAAAUACAUCUACUCACUGUUAAAAGCCCCAGACCAGGUCCAGCUGUAGUAAUAUUUUAUUGAUGAUGGGGAUUAAUUAAUAUGCGUCAUCUUCACUACAUACAGAAACAGUGCCACAGCAACCAAGCACUCAGCAUUCACCCAACAACAUGCCUCUAUUCCUCUAUACGCCCUCAUUCAGCCAUGUUUGUCUGUGUAAAAUGGAUAAAAAAAACACAUUUUCAAAUAAACAGAAAAGCAGAAAUAUGUCUAGUACAUAAUUGAACUGUAUACCUUCUUCCUUAAUUGUAUUUUAUUUGUAGUUAAAAAUUAAAAGCAAACAUUUUUCCCCAAA
Messenger RNA from Astyanax mexicanus (Mexican tetra), 1670 nucleotides. It is a transcript of the gene psmd7, whose product is annotated as proteasome 26S subunit, non-ATPase 7. The record is from RefSeq and is a predicted model, not a curated record. Bases 117 to 1109 code for a protein of 330 amino acids. Gene Ontology annotation, molecular function: metallopeptidase activity; protein binding. Gene Ontology annotation, cellular component: proteasome complex; proteasome regulatory particle. NCBI's taxonomy places the organism in Eukaryota, Metazoa, Chordata, Actinopteri, Characiformes, Acestrorhamphidae. Gene Ontology annotation, biological process: proteasome-mediated ubiquitin-dependent protein catabolic process. The transcript is spliced from 7 exons.